Molecule: messenger RNA, 3102 nt
Organism: Hippocampus comes (tiger tail seahorse)
Lineage: Eukaryota; Metazoa; Chordata; Actinopteri; Syngnathiformes; Syngnathidae
Gene: tgfb5
Product: transforming growth factor, beta 5
Exons: 7
Coding region: 837-2300 (487 amino acids)
Biological process (GO): transforming growth factor beta receptor signaling pathway; regulation of cell population proliferation
Cellular component (GO): extracellular region
Molecular function (GO): growth factor activity; transforming growth factor beta receptor binding; cytokine activity
Source: RefSeq, a predicted model, not a curated record
CUUCUUACUCGUCGGCUGCGUGGCUCAGUCGGCGCGGCUCGUGAUGGAGCUCCAUCCCGCAGCAGGUCUGCACGCACACCAGCGGACCCCGCUUGAUCUGCGCUAAAAGCGGCCCCUCCGCCACAAGGACUUCUUUCAUUCAUCUUUCAACUUCUGCUUUUUUUCUUACUCUCCAUGUUUGUUCGAGGGGGGCACUACGACCAUUGGUUUUACAACAUAAAACAGCACGUUUCCCUGGUUGUUUAGCGACGUUUUGUUUAUCUGUAGCGAGCAUAAUAAGAGCUUUUGUGAUCGUUUUUCGGAGGGGGAGUAAUAAGAGCCUUUUGGAGAGUAACAAGAUUUUCUUGGAGCGUAAUACGAGCUUUUUGGGUCGUUAAACACACCGCUGGUAGGUUCAUCGAGUCAGCUAUGUGGCCCCUUUGGCCCCACCGACGUGCUUGUCUGAGGUGAGGGGACAUAAAGACGUGAGCUGCCAGGUGAGGUGAGCUUAUCAUGGGCUGAGUUCUUUUUAUUCCCCGAAGGCUGGGCACUGAGGACUGCACACAUAUUUUUUUUUUGAUUAUCUACGUUCUAUUAUCUCAAUUUUAAGUGUUCGAUUGAUCAUUUCCAGGGAGUUCGUGCUAGCCUAGAUUAACUUGCUCGAGGCAAGUUGUAAAUUUUCUUGUGUGUGUGUGUGCGUGUUGUUUUUUUAAACACUGGAGUUUCGUCAUAAGUCGUUCAACAGCUAUUACUUUUUUUUCAAUGACAGCUGUCACUUUUUUUGCGGUUUCAUGAUUAAGUAACCGUGUGUAAUUGUCGCUUUGUGAUUUGUCGUUGAGUCUAGCCUAUUUUUUUAAAUGUGCUUUGGGGGAGAAGUAUUUGUUUAUCGUGGUGGCUUUAACUCUGACGCACGCGUUCACGACCAGGGUUUAGUAUUGCCUUUUCGUUGCAGUCUCCCUUCCCUUUUGGAGUUUUUUUUUUUCACCCCACAGUCUCACUGCCCCCUCGGCCGUUCAGGGACUCUCUCUCCCCCAGCCUCUCUUCGGACAAUGUGGCUGUCUCGUUUGGCUCUGCUGCUCCUUCUCCGGCUGUCCGUCGCGCUGGUCAAGGGCAUCAACACUUGUGCCUUCAUCAAUUUGGACGAGCAGAAGUCGCGGCGCAUCGAGGCGGUGCGCGGGCAGAUUCUCAGCAAGCUGCGCAUCCAGAGCCCGCCGGAAGACGACGACGAGGCGAGGGCGACGGCGGCCGGCGGCGGCGCGGUCCCCGCGGAGGUCAUGUUGCUGUACAACAGCACUCGGGAGCUGCUGAAGGAGAGAGCGCGUCUCGCCGACUCGACGUGCGAGCGGGAAAGCAGCGAGGAGGACUACUACGCAAAAGAAGUGCAGAGGAUUGACAUGCUGCCGCAGCGUACCCAAACUAACGCGGUGCAGCCGUUGCCACUGGACCCGCAUUACAGGAGCGUCCUGUUUGACGUGAGCAGCGUGGACCUGACGAACAGCACGCUGGUCAAGGCUGAGUUCAGGAUCUUCCGAGCCCCCAACCCGCAGGCCCGGGCCUCUGAGCAGAGAGUGGAGAUCUAUCAGCUGCUGAAGCCGGAUGAGGAGAGCACGUCCACGCAGCGCUACAUCGACUCUCGCACCGUUCAACCGCGGGCGAGAGGUGCCUGGAUCUCCGUGGACGUCACCGAAACCGUCAAAGACUGGGUGUCGGAUCCAGGAAACAAUCUGGGCUUGAAACUGGGCGUCCACUGUCCAUGCUGUACCUUCGUCCCCGCCACCAACAAUAUUGUGCCCAACAAGAGCGAGGAACUGGAGGCUCUUUUUGCAGGCGUGGACGACGAGCAGCUGCGCCAGCUGAAGAAGCAGAGCCAGGUGAAAGGUCAGGCGGAUUUCAGCAGCAAGACGCCUCACCUCAUCCUCACCCUGCUGCCCAGCGACCGAGUGGACAAUCCGGCCAAGAGGAACCGCAAGAAGAGGGCGGCGGCCACAGACGCUGCCACCUGCUCGCGUGGCUCCGAUUCGGGCUGCUGCCUACGCUCGCUCUACAUUGACUUCCGGCGCGACCUCAACUGGAAGUGGAUCCAUGAACCCAAAGGUUACAAGGCCAACUUCUGCGCCGGCAACUGUCCUUACCUCUGGAGCGCCAACAACCACUACAACAUGAUCCUGCCACUGUACAACAAGCUGAACCCUGAAGCGUCGGCGUCACCCUGCUGCGUCCCCCAGGACUUGGAGCCCCUCACCAUCAUGUACUUCAUCGGGCGCAGCCCCCGUGUGGAGCAGCUCUCCAACAUGGUGGUCAAGUCCUGCAAGUGUCGCUAGAAACCAACACCCCCCCCCACCCCGCUACCCCAUUCCGAACUCUCCGUUUGAGACUGUAAAUAAGUUCACAUCCAUAUAGUGCAAAUGGAAAGUAUUCACAGCACUUCACUUUGUCCACGUUUUGUUAUACUUUAAUUCACCCCCCCCCCAACCCCCCUCCUCAAAACUCCCUAAGUGAAGCAGUGAAUAUUUUCCGGAUGCGUAAAAUGAACAUGCUGUAAUAAACUUUGACAGUUCUUCCACAUACGUCUCUUAGCAAAGGAUUCUUUUAUGUCCACUGUUGCUUGUGACUGUUUGUACUGUAGCUAGACAAGAGGAAGAAAAAGAAAGAGAGGAGCCGUGUCCAAGCGAGCGAGCCGACGGCCUGCCAGCUCGCUGCGGUCCGGGCCUCAAAUGUGCCAUGGCGUAAACAGGAUGCGAACGCUUUUUCACAAAAAAGGCAACCAUUUAAAACGCCUUCUCCUGCUCCUCCUCUGUUGCUGCUUCUGGGAUUUGUGGCGGGAGGAGAGAGCGAGAGAUGCCCUUUUGAGAGCCAGACGUGGGACGGACGACGGGGCGGAAUUUGUCUGGAAGGUGGCGGUUUGCAGCCCCGGCGCACUUCCUAGCGUUUUUGGGGUCUGGCAGCCUAAUGACGCUGACGUGCUUCUUUUCUUCUGCAUUCAUUAUCUUACUGAUGGUUAUGCUGUCUCUCUCUGUUGCCUUGUGGUUGACCUUCUCGAUGUCUCACACAUACACACAUAAAAUAUUCUGUACUUGUUGACCACACUUGAAAUUGUGCAAAUAAAAAAAAAAUAUUUCCGGG